Dictyostelium purpureum is the source of this 308-nucleotide messenger RNA. RefSeq lists its product as uncharacterized. The record is from RefSeq and is a predicted model, not a curated record. The coding region runs from base 23 to 244 and encodes 73 amino acids. Lineage: Eukaryota; Evosea; Eumycetozoa; Dictyosteliales; Dictyosteliaceae. The transcript is spliced from 2 exons.
AACAAAUUAAAUAAUAUUAAAAAUGACUCUUUUCAACUCUAUUACACUCUUAGGUAGCUCCGGUUCAUCAAUGAAAUCAAGUGUUGCUUCAAGUAGCUCCAGUGCUUCAUUCGGUGACAACAGCGUUGCUCACAAUAAAGUACACUAUGUACCAAACUGUUACCAACCAAGUUUCAGACCAUGUCCACCACCACCACCACCAAAAGUUUGUGCUCCAUGCCCACCACCACCAAAACACUGUUAAAUAAAUUAUUAUUUAUAAACCACAUGUUAAAAUUUAAAUAAAAUUUAAACCUAUUUUUCAAAUU